AUGGGGCACCAAAUUCCACCGCUGCGUACCACUACGCUCCCCAAUAACGCACCGAUGAUGUCACCUCGAAUGGUGACGAAACGUCCGCAAUCGAACUGCCCAGCUCAGCGAACAAGCCAACGAUCAUCUAACCUACCUGAGCUACCAAUAUUUUCAUUCAUAGAAAAGACACAUCCGCCAAUAUUCCUAAAAAUUCAAACGGAUGAAAAUCUGAAAUUGCUCGACGGCAUUCUGUACAAUGGGCGCUCUUUCAUCACUCAGAAACUUUCUCCCUUUGCCAGGAAAAUCCAAUACAGAUCCAGUGAACUCAAAUUUCGCAAUCAAGCGUGUAAUGGUCGACACGGUGAAAGGAUCUUUGAUGAGACCAUGUUUGGCUUUGUGACCACGAAGUGCAGCGUGCAGGCGAACGAGAAUAACGAUGCCAGAGUGAUGUUUUCUGACGUGGAAAUUAAACCAGCACAUAGCUCACAGACCGAGCAUGAAAAAAAAACGAGCAGAACAAACAUACCACUGCGGUCGAGAUUUUCAAAGUUCUGCUGUUGGUCGCUAUGUGCUUCUAGUACACGAAAACGUGUCAAAGAAGCGGGUACUGCCUCAAAAGUAGAGGACCCCCCUGCUCAGUCAUAUUUGUCAACGAAAGUGCAUGAAUCACGCGGUCUCUGGAAGUGUAGCAAAAAUGACUCUCGUGAUUUAUCCCCGGGAACCGGUCAAUCCUCACCGCUACAAACUUCUGCAGAUUCUGGUGUGAGCAAAUGGUUAAAGUCAAGAACAAUUCCGAUUUUUCGACUAAAGACCUCUCCAAAACGGUCUACUACUCAGACAUUAAAUUCUCUCCAUGGUUCUCCUUCCUCACUAAUAAGUUCCGCUCCUCACAAAAAUUUGGACCCUACCGUCAGUGAGCAUCUCGGCUUCAGGACAGAUAUAGAACAACCGGCGAAUACGAAUGAAGCAGCUGAUAUUUCUAGCAAAGCAACAGAGUAUAUAUGUGCCUUACAAGCUGCUGGCCUCGAUUUUUGCGCAGACGAUCGAACUUCACUGUCUUCGAAUGCCAGUGACUCCGAUCUCCGCCGGGCUAUUAGCUACUGUGAGAAGCGUCUGGACCGGUUAUCACAAAGUCUAAUGUGUAUUCGAAAUUACUUCACGCAAGCCAAAUCUCAGGACCAACAUCAGGAACACGUUGGAUUCACAGGUCAGCCAGCCAAGCCAGUUGCGCCGGAGCCUGGAGUUUUUUUGCAGAAGGUUCUCGACAUUGAGGAUUGGUCUGCGUCUGACUUCGGGUUGGUUGAACAUCAAAUAAAUCAGAUAUCGCAGAAACUACAGCGCAUAAAGUAUCAUAUUGACGCACGUGCGUAUCUCGGUUGGAUCGGCAUCGCUCGUGCUCCCCACUGGAAUGACUCCCUCGUACCAGGAAAAAGUGCAUCACCUCCCAAUCCACAAAUUCAGCUCAUCCGGCGGACCGAAGCCGAAUGCAGGGACAUAGUACUCCAAUAUAAGACAUUAUGUGAUGAAUCGGUUCCCUAUGAAGUUCGAAUGGAGCUUCGACAGUCAACAUUCAAUAACUGGCCGUGGUCUGACGCCUGGUUAAUUCGAUUGGUCCGUCAAAUGUUUAUGGAUCUGGGCUUGAUUGAACAGUUUCGGAUUAGUGUUUCCAGACUUGAUACUUGGUUAUGCGAUAUCUAUCGUCGAUACAACCGAGUUCCGUUCCAUAACUAUAAACACGCUUUUAUGGUCACUCAGAUGGCUUAUUCGAUAAUCUGGACGGCGAAGCUGACAGAAUAUCUAGAUAAAGAAGAACAACUUAUUCUACUUGCUUCCGCUAUUUGUCAUGAUUUGGAUCAUCCUGGAUUCAACAAUGCUUACCAGAUAAACGCCAGCACUGUUCUGGCAAUACGGUACAACGAUCAAAGUCCCCUGGAGAAUCACCACGCCGCAAUGGCUUUCGAUAUUCUAAAGACAGAGGAAGCAAAUCCCUUUGAUCAUCUAGAAGAGGAAACCUACAAAAGAAUUAGAGAAGGGAUUAUAAGGUGCAUUUUGGCCACGGAUAUGUCCAGACAUAAUGACAUUUUGAAUCAAUUCGUCACGGUGGUUCUUGGUGAUCUCGCCACAGCACUAAGCAUGGAUAAGGAGACGCAGCGUCCCAGAUGGGUACUUGAAAAAAACCUUAGGGAUCUGACGCUGAUGAUUAUAAUGAAAGUUUGUGACAUAUCCAACGAAGCCCGCCCACUACAUGUCUCCGCACAAUGGAUCAACCGGCUACUUGCAGAGUUUUUUCAUCAGAGUGAUUAUGAAAAACUUGCUGGUCUACCGGUUGCACCUUUUAUGGACAGAGAAAAAGUAACCAAAUCCGCUAGUCAGUGUGGAUUUAUACGGUUCGUCAUUCUUCCCCUAUUCGAAGCUCUGGCGAAACUACUUCCCCAGAUUCAGACGGCCGUUGUGCAGCCCGCCAUAGAACAACUGAACUACUACACUGAAAUGCAGGCCUCCGAGUUGCGAAAAGCUGGUUAUGCCAAAGAAGACAAUCAGGGAGCAAACUCCGAUGGUUAAAAAAUUUUUUGAAAGAAAUCACGGGGACGGCCUGACGGCAUGUGACUUCCUGACUCACAUAUUCACCCAAACGUCCCUGUUGACAUCAACCACAGGGCAAUGUUUCUGUGAUAGCCCCCCCCCCCAAAAUCACAAGAAGGACCAUCUCACAGCUCGAAUGAAGGAACUUUUAGCUGUUCCGUGUUAUUAUAAAGGCUCUGAAUUAGCACGAGCCAGUUUUCCUACCAGAAUUCUGCCUCAUUGAUUGCUACUUUUCCGCUAUAUUGUAUUUUACUUCAGAAGGGGACUUUAUGAUCCGUUAAUCACCCUGCUCAGUCGUAAUUGCAGAGAACUUCAUUAACCUAAGCUCACUUAAACUGGAGCAACGUUUUCCAUCAAAUGGAUUUGCAAAAUGUUUCUAACUUCAAUACUUGUCCGACCUUAAUACAAAAGACCAUUGUUUUUUAUCAAGGAGAAGCGCUGCAUUCCCAAAGUGAGUUUGUGAUGAAUACCUAAUGUACGAUAUUUUCUUUUUUCGACAGUGUAGCACUCGUGUGAUUGAAGAGGUUUUCUUCAUACAGGGAGCUUUACAUAUUGUUGCUUUGUACAGGGCUUCAACACAGGAACUGGAGUAUAAACUUCACAUAAUUUGUGUAUUCUUAAAUCUUUUUAUCCAUCUUGAGACAGUUUUCAUCUAUUUUUACAGCAAAAAAAAUACAAUAAGUUUCAAC
Messenger RNA from Opisthorchis viverrini, 3254 nucleotides. RefSeq lists its product as hypothetical. The transcript has 12 exons. Bases 1 to 2544 code for a protein of 847 amino acids. The record is from RefSeq and is a predicted model, not a curated record. Gene Ontology annotation, molecular function: 3',5'-cyclic-GMP phosphodiesterase activity. Lineage: Eukaryota; Metazoa; Platyhelminthes; Trematoda; Opisthorchiida; Opisthorchiidae. Gene Ontology annotation, biological process: cGMP catabolic process.